Molecule: messenger RNA, 1853 nt
Organism: Durio zibethinus
Lineage: Eukaryota; Viridiplantae; Streptophyta; Magnoliopsida; Malvales; Malvaceae
Source: RefSeq, a predicted model, not a curated record
UCGAAAUCAUGCCAUCAUAAUUUGCGUGAGCCGCGAGAAAUUCGAUACUCCAUAAACCAUAAUCUCCCGCAGCCUUUCAUUCUAUUUUUCUGUUCUUUUGUCCUCUCUAAAGGCUUCUUCUUUAUUCGCUUCGUUUGUUUGUCUUGAAAUUUUUAAUAUUUUUGAUCUGAACAGAGGUAGAUAAUCGUUUUUUUUAUUACUGGUUGAUUCAGGAAUUUCAAGUUUUGAAUUGUGUUACUGAAUGAUCUAAUGGAAGGUGGGAAAAAGAAGUCUAGUAGUAGUAGUAGUAGUAGUAAAUCUUUAUUCUACGAAGCUCCUCUCGGUUACAGCAUUGAAGACGUCCGACCAAACGGCGGAAUCAAGAAGUUCCGAUCUGCUGCAUACUCCAACUUUGCUCGCAAGCCAUCCUGAUAAACUCAAGUGUGCCGUCUGACCACUGUUAGUGGUCAAUCAGCUGUUAUUUGCUUUAGUUAGUUUUAGAUUCUUUCUUCUACCGACCUCUUCCUCCUCUCUUUUCGUGGCUGAUUUCUUUACAACUGCAAUUUCCUCAAUUGGCGACUGUGUGUAUCCCUUGGUUGACAUUGCAAUGGCAGUGUCUGCAAUUGGAUUUGAGGGUUAUGAGAAGAGGCUUGAAAUUUCAUUCUUUGAGCCUGGCAUCUUUUCUGAUCCUGAAGGAAAGGGUCUUCGAUCAUUGUCGAAAGCCCAGUUGGAUGAGAUUCUUGGUCCAGCUGAGUGCACCAUAGUUUCUUCACUGUCAAACAAGCAUGUGGACUCCUAUGUCCUUUCUGAGUCUAGCCUCUUUGUCUAUCCUUACAAGAUCGUCAUCAAAACCUGUGGGACAACAAAGUUACUUCUUGCAAUCCCACCCAUCUUGAAGUUGGCUGGGAGUCUUUCUUUUGCUGUAAAAUCUGUAAGGUAUACUCGUGGGAGUUUUAUCUUCCCUGGUGCUCAGCCCUAUCCUCAUCGUAACUUCUCUGAAGAAGUUGCUAUCCUUGAUAGCUAUUUUGGUAAUUUCGGCGCUGGCAGUAAGGCUUAUGUAAUGGGUGGGCUCGAUAUACAGAAAUGGCAUGUGUACUCUGCAUCUGCAGAAUCAGUUACCACCAGUGGCCCUAUUUACACUGUAGAGAUGUGUUUGACUGGUCUGGACAGGGAAAUGGCUUCAGUUUUCUACAAAUACCAAUCAGUCUCGGCAGCUGUGAUGACCAUUAAUUCUGGCAUAAGGAAGAUCCUUCCAGAUUCUGAGAUAUGUGAUUUUGAGUUCGAUCCCUGUGGUUAUUCAAUGAAUGCAAUUGAAGGGGCUGCAAUUUCUACCAUUCAUGUUACACCAGAAGAUGGGUUUAGUUAUGCAAGCUUUGAAGCUGUGGGCUAUGAUCCGAAAGAUUUGAAUCUGAAGCACUUGGUCGAAAGGGUGUUGGUUUGCUUCAAACCAAAGGACUUUUCUGUAGCAGUGCAUGUUGACGUUGCUGGUCAAUCACUCGAGCACAGCUGUCAGCUGGAUUUUAAAGGAUACUUUUGCGGAGAGAGAAGCACUGAAGAGCUUGGAAUUAGUGGUUCCAUCAUGUACCAGAAAUUUAACAGCACUGUCAGCUGUGGUUCUCCUCGAUCAACUCUCAAAUGCUGCUGGAAAGAGGAAGAAGAGGAAGAAGAGUAGUUCAAUGGUUUAUUUCCUUUAAACUUUUCGUUGGUUCAAUCAAAUAAAUUGCUCCUCAGGCACUGCUGCCCUGUUAGAGCAUGGAGUAAUAAAACUUCAGUCUUUCAAUUACUACGCAGACAACAUGAACAUGUUAAUGUCAUCUGUAGGGCAGACAUUUCAUUAAGGUUUUAUUUAACUUCGUUUAUUUUUUGCAUGUCAA